Molecule: messenger RNA, 1792 nt
Organism: Heterocephalus glaber (naked mole-rat)
Lineage: Eukaryota; Metazoa; Chordata; Mammalia; Rodentia; Bathyergidae
Gene: Avpr2
Product: arginine vasopressin receptor 2
Biological process (GO): regulation of systemic arterial blood pressure by vasopressin; positive regulation of vasoconstriction; G protein-coupled receptor signaling pathway
Cellular component (GO): plasma membrane
Molecular function (GO): peptide binding; vasopressin receptor activity
Source: RefSeq, a predicted model, not a curated record
AGGGCGAGCGGGCACCGGGGCCACCGUCACACUGCUGCCCUGCUGCCCGGGAGUCGGGAGCUCAGCCAGAGCUGGGCCCGGGCCGGACCCCGUCCCACACGCACACCCUGCCAGGCACCUGCACCCUGGAGCCUCUCUAAGGGCCCCUGUGCUGUGCCAAGACCCCGGGCCAUCAGGCCGGCCCCUUGAGGAAGGCUACGCUCUGGCAGCAGGUGCUGAGGACACCUGUGGCAGCCUUGCCAUGCUAUUGGUGACCACCACCUCGGUGGUGCCUGGGCCUCUCUCUCUGCCCAGCAACAGCAGCCAAGAGCAGCCCUCAGACGCACGGGACCCACUGCUAGCCCAGGCUGAGCUGGCCCUGCUGUCUACCGUCUUUGUGGCCGUGGCCGUGGGCAAUGGCCUGGUGCUGGGGGCCCUGGGCCGGCGGGGCCGGCACGGACGCUGGGCGCCCAUGCACGUCUUCAUCGGCCACUUGUGCUUGGCUGACCUGGCGGUAGCUCUGUUUCAAGUGCUGCCCCAGCUGGCCUGGGACGCCACUGACCGCUUCCGAGGGCCUGAUGCCCUGUGCCGGGCUGUCAAGUACCUGCAGAUGGUGGGCAUGUAUGCCUCCUCCUACAUGAUCCUAGCCAUGACACUAGACCGUCACCGCGCCAUCUGCCGCCCCAUGCUGGCCUACCGCCAUGGGGGUGGGGCUCACUGGAACCGGCCAGUGCUAGUGGCCUGGGCCUUUUCGCUGCUUCUCAGCCUGCCACAGCUAUUCAUCUUUGCCCAGCGCGAUGUGGGGGACGGCAGCGGGGUCUGCGACUGCUGGGCACGCUUCGCAGAGCCCUGGGGCCUCCGUGCCUAUGUUACCUGGAUCACCCUGAUGGUGUUCGUGGCACCAGCCCUGGGCAUUGCUGCCUGCCAAGUUCUCAUCUUCCGAGAGAUCCAUGCCAGCCUGGUGCCCAAGCCGUCCGAGAGGGGGCACCGCAGAGGGCACAGGACGGGCAGCACCAGAGAGGGAGCGCGCGUGUCAGCAGCCAUGGCCAAGACCGUGAGGAUGACACUGGUGAUCGUGAUUGUCUACGUGCUGUGCUGGGCGCCCUUUUUCCUCGUGCAGCUGUGGGCGGCGUGGGACCCAGAGGCACCUCGGGAAAGUGUGUGCGGCCGUCCGAGGGGCUGCUUGGGUGCGGCCACCCACAGUGGGUGCUGUGACCCCAGCCGGGCUCUCCCACCCUGCAGGGCCCCCCUUCGUGCUGCUCAUGCUGCUGGCCAGCCUCAACAGCUGCACCAACCCCUGGAUCUAUGCGUCCUUCAGCAGCAGCGUGUCGUCAGAGCUGCGCACCCUGCUGUGCUGUGCCCGGAGCUGCACCCCACACGGCCUGGGGUCCCAUGACGAGUCCUGCGCCACCGCCAGCUCCUUCCUGGCCAAGGAGGCAUCUUCGUGAGGAGCAGGUGGGCGCCGGACCCCCAGGCUCCCAAGGCUCAGCUGCCUACCUGGGGCUGGCCCCGGGGCCUGUCACUGCCAUACAGCGUGGCUUUACUGUCCCCAAGUGCACAAGGAGGAUGCAGGGCUCCAAAACUGUGGGAGGUCCCUUAAGUCAGCUCCUUUGUGCAGGGUGUGGGGACGGACAGGGUCUCGAGUGGCAGGUGACAAGGGCAAAUGCCCCCAGCUGACAUGGAGGUUUGCAGGGGCCAGGCAGGGAGGACCUCUCUGUCUAUGCCUCUCCAGUCCCCCUUUCUCUACCCCCCAUUAAAGUCGCAGCUCAUUUUCUACACCACAAGGUGUGUCGUGGGAGCAGGGUACCUCACA